Megalobrama amblycephala (Wuchang bream) is the source of this 1176-nucleotide messenger RNA. Its product is annotated as myeloid cell surface antigen CD33-like. Bases 330 to 881 code for a protein of 183 amino acids. NCBI's taxonomy places the organism in Eukaryota, Metazoa, Chordata, Actinopteri, Cypriniformes, Xenocyprididae. The record is from RefSeq and is a predicted model, not a curated record. The transcript has 4 exons.
UGAGAUGUUUAGAGGAAAAACUUCUUUAUAUGGAAACCCAUCAAAUGGGGAUUGCAGUCUGCUGAUCAGAAAUCUGGAAAAGUCCCAUAAUGAAGAGAAAUUGUAUGCAUGGAUUGACCCUGAAAACGUUGGAUGGCGCACCUACGCAUUUUAUGAUGUCACCUCCACAAUUCUAGUUGAUGCAAGUCCACAGCAGCCCAGCAUCAGUAUUUAUGGAGGUGAAAGGAUGGGUGAGACUAUUACAAUGACAUGUUCAACUUUCCACACGUGUCCAUACAGAGAACCAAACAUCGUUCUGAAAGGUCCUGAAGGAACUGAUAAAUUAGUCAAUGAGCAUACUUGAAGACGGCCUGUGGAAAAUCACUCUCACACGCACAGGUGUUAUAGAGGCAGAAAUUUCAACAAUUGAGUGUUCUGUAACACAUCACGGUGGCAUAACAGUGACAGCUACAAAAGACAAAAGUGCCAAAUGUGUUCAUCAAAAAAUAACAAUUGAGCCUGAACUGGCAGAACUCACAGAGGGCGUCCCAAAGAACUUCAGUUGCUCCGUCUAUCACUCCUGCCAGAAAGAGACUCCAGUCAUCACAUGGAACUAUCAGAACAUGAGGGUCUCAACGGGGGGCAAAACACUUUCUACUUUAGAUCGGGUCACCUAUUCCAGCAUAACCAUUCUGGGUACAAAAGACGACCAUGGGAAGAAACUGAUUUGCACUGUGAAAUUUUCUGGAAAAGACAUUACGGCUUCUGUUGUUUUAUAUGUGCAAUAUCCCUUGCUUAUUGGCCUGAAGACUAUCGGUCUGUAUAUCCUGGCACCUUCACUUGUGUUUCUAAUCGCUUGCAUAAUUGCUGGAGUCAUCAUAUACAAGAAGCGACGAAGGUAACUCUUUGGAUAUGUUACUUUAGGCCAAACCAUUUUGUCAGCUGUGACAAAAGUGAAUAUUUCAGUAAUUUAACAACACAUUUGCAUGUUCACGGGUCUUUGAUGUUGGUCCAUGACAUACAGGUAAACAGAUAUAAGUUGCAUUGACUUUGUACUUUAAAGUGGAUUGAAACCUCUUUUUAGUUGUGAUAGUGUGAUAUAGAUAACAUAUCAAAUGUUGAAAGUGAGACAUUUUGAAAUGUCAUGACAAAUAUUGGCUCAUUUUGGAUUUCAUGAGAGCUACACAUUCCAAAAAA